AUGAGCACGCCAAAAGUCACCUCCAUUCUUCUGGUUGCGCUCAUCCUGCUUUCGGCGCUCAACUUUAUUCUCAUAUACUACCACUACUUCCUUUUGGUGGUCAAGUCCAAUGAGCUGCCCGAAGAACCUCAGAUGGAAAACAUGCUGGGCCCAGAUGGGUUCCACAUCCCGCUUCUUACAUUUAUUCCAGGGGUAUCGCCCGUGCUACUGCAACCAUGGGUGUUUGCAACGUCAGCAUUGAUUGAACGCUCCAUGCUAGUGCCUGCUGUUUUGGCGAUUUUCUCGCUCGGGUCGUUUUUGGAGCUGAGAUGGGGGCCGAAAGAGCUCUUGAAGUACAUUGCUGUGGUUGGAUGCGGGUCCAACAUUGUUCUUUAUGCAUACUACAUGGCGAGAAUUUGCAUCACUGAUUUGCAAGGUGAAAUUCCGCCCAUCAGUUCUUCUGCGGGCAUCAUAAUGGGCUUGCUUGUUGGACUUAAGCAGCGCAUCUCCAGUCAUUAUGUGAUUCUUUUCUCGGGCCGUUUCCGCAUAAAAGUGGCGUACUUCCCCUUUCUCUUGACCAUGGCUUCAGGCUUUUGCGGCUUGUUUUCACGCCACGCCCACAUUGUCUUCAUGCUCUGCAUCACAAGCUUUUUCCUCAGUUGGCUGUACUUGCGGUACUUCAAGUCUUCCUCUAAUGAGCGCCACUCAUAUAUUCUCCCAAUGCGAAGGACACCAAGUGCCACGCUUGAGUUCGAAGAAAAGACCGUUCGGGGCGAUCGGUCAAAUCUGUUUGCGCUCGAAACUUUCUUCCCGCGCCCGCUUUCACUUCUCGUGGCCAAAGUUGGCACUUUAGUUUUUCUGUUUAUGGUGCAGCGUCACUGGGUGGAGUCCAAAGAUUAUUUGCUGAGCGAAGAACCCGAGGACGAAAUGGCGACGUUGCAGUCUGGUUUAUUCAGUUUAUCGCCUCUCAAAGGCGCCAAAAACGUGUCGGUUUUUUCCGGUGGCGGAUGGUUUUGGGCAUGGAUUUCUCCCAAAAAGACAGAUAGCAUCAAUGCCAGACGCAAGCUUGCUCUCCGCGAGUUCGAAUAA
Molecule: messenger RNA, 1068 nt
Organism: Clavispora lusitaniae ATCC 42720
Lineage: Eukaryota; Fungi; Ascomycota; Pichiomycetes; Serinales; Metschnikowiaceae
Biological process (GO): retrograde vesicle-mediated transport, Golgi to endoplasmic reticulum
Cellular component (GO): Golgi apparatus; membrane
Source: RefSeq, a predicted model, not a curated record